GAAAAUCAAACCGAAUCGCAACGUUUGCCCAGUAGUGUUCAGACGAAAAUUUGAAUCGCGCGCGCGCCCGUGUUGUGUUGAAAUAGUUUUUGUGAUAUCUUCAGUUUUUAUCAUUUUCUUCGAAGAUUUUCCCACCCACGCUCUGAACGAUGUCAACGUUCGAUUGGGACGGUCCUGUCAGCAUAGUAGCGUACGUCGUCUCAGGGAUAGCGAUAUUCCUGUCUCUAUUCAAGUAUUACCUAUACAUCACCUGUGGAAAAAUCACAUCCAGUAGAAACAUGGAAGGCAAAACCGUCAUCGUAACCGGAGCCAACUCCGGUAUCGGCAAGGAAACUGCGCGGGAUCUGGCCAAACGGGGAGCUCGCGUCAUUAUGGCUUGCCGCAACAUGAAAACUGCUCAGCAAGCUCGUGAUGAAUUCAUUGCCGAAUCCAAAAACAAAAACAUCAUUAUCAAACACGUCGACAUGAGUUCCUUGGCAUCGGUUCGCAUCUUCGCCCAGGACAUCAUCACUACGGAAUCAGUCGUUGAUGUCCUCAUCCAUAACGCAGGUGUUGCCCAGGGUCUCAAAACCAUGGUCACCUCCGAUGGGUUGGAGUUCACCUUGGCUAUCAACUACUAUGGCCCGUUCCUGCUGACGCACUUGCUCAUCGACCUCCUGAAGAAAUCCGACCAAGGACGAAUUGUGGUCGUUUCCUCCAAGCUCUACCGCUACGCCAGAAUGAAGCAAGAUCUGAGCAAUAUCAACCCCACGAAUACUCUGUUCCCGACCAAGCUGUACAAUCUGUCCAAGUUUAUGGAAAUCAUGUUCACCCAGGAAUUGGCUCGACGGCUGCAGGGAACCCGCGUCACAGCCAACUGUCUCCAUCCGGGAGUGAUCGAUACCGGAAUCUGGCGUAACAUCCCGUUCCCGUUGAAUAUGCUGUUCAAACCGAUUCAAUGGUGUCUGCGUACGCCGGAGGAAGGUGCCCGAACUACGCUGUACUUGACGGUGUCACCAGAGGUGGAAUCGAUCAGCGGAAAGUACUUCCGUGGCUGCAAGCUAACGGAAAUCAAUGACCAUGUACAGAACAAGGAGCUUCAGGGUAAACUGUGGGAGGCUUCCAAGCCACUGGUAAAGCUGACCGAAUAUGAUCCAAAGAUUUGAGUGACAUUUUAUGUGGAGCAGAAAUGACAUUUAUAGGCGACGGGUUCGCCAGUCUGGUGGUUACAUUUCCCGGCACAUCCAUGAAAGUUCUGUACCUUUUCUAUUCUUGACGUAAAAAUCAUCCCUUUUUUAUGACCUCAACCCCAUUUUGAUCCCACCACUUGUUCAGUGCAAAUGUCAUGGAGGAGAUUGUACUCAGCACGUACUCAGUAUAACUAAUUGAAUGUAUACUUAAGUCAUGUUAUUAGAAUAAAAUAGUUGACAGCUGGUAGCAGGUCGAGC
Ochlerotatus camptorhynchus is the source of this 1427-nucleotide messenger RNA. RefSeq names its product retinol dehydrogenase 14. The transcript has 4 exons. The coding region runs from base 150 to 1145 and encodes 331 amino acids. The record is from RefSeq and is a predicted model, not a curated record. NCBI's taxonomy places the organism in Eukaryota, Metazoa, Arthropoda, Insecta, Diptera, Culicidae.